AUGAGCAGCUACCAGCAGCUACCGGGCGGCGAAGGAAGGAUUCGGGGGCUGUUCCGGCGGGGACAUCGUUGCCAUCCUGGCCAAUCUGCUGCUCACUCAUCUCCUGCACCGCGCCCUGCCGGCCCAUCUGGCCAGCUCCAGGCGAUCCGCGCUCGAGAGCGUGACGCUGGUCAUGCCUUUGCUGGCAAUCACCACCGUGCUUGGCCACCGGCUCUGGCCCGCGACCGACGUUCUCGGCCUGUGCGUUUUGAUGGCGUGGGGGCGAAGGGGAGGGGCGCGGGAGGAGGCGGCGCUGGCGCCGCUGGGGAUGGCCAAGCGCCGAUCGAGCCCGGCGCGGCAGGCCGGGACAGUCACCGAGCAGGCUCCGCUCCUCGAUCCCGCCGCCACGCCCGGCUUCAGCCCCCCCUCCGCUUCCACCAGCCCUUCCUCACCGUCUAUCGCGUCCAGCUCGUCCUGCUCACCGCCCUCUCCAUCCUCGCCGUCGACUUCACCAUCUUCCCCCGCAAGUUCGCCAUGACCGAAUCAUGGGGCAUCUCCCUCGUCAGUCUCGUUUGCUCGAUACUUCUUGAAGCCCCUCCUCGAAUUCCCCACAGGGAGGCCUAUUGA
Molecule: messenger RNA, 606 nt
Organism: Puccinia triticina
Lineage: Eukaryota; Fungi; Basidiomycota; Pucciniomycetes; Pucciniales; Pucciniaceae
Exons: 2
Coding region: 1-606 (201 amino acids)
Biological process (GO): protein localization to plasma membrane; GPI anchor biosynthetic process
Cellular component (GO): membrane; endoplasmic reticulum
Molecular function (GO): glucosaminyl-phosphatidylinositol O-acyltransferase activity
Source: RefSeq, a predicted model, not a curated record